AUGAUGUCAGGGGCGGGGCCUCAGCCCAUGACUGACAGGAGGCCCCUGAUUGGCCCUUCCACGCCCUGCAAUGUGACCGCGAGCCGUGACGCUGGGCCUGGGGCUCGGGUCUUGAGCGACGGCGCCGCGAUCUGCAUCCGACCCGGGCGGCGCGGUGGGCGGGGCCGGCCGACCCCCCCCCCUGUGACCCCCGACCCCCGACCCCCCGGCGUGACCCCCGACCCCCCCCCCCUCCCGCAGGUGACCUUCGACGCCACGAAGCACCUGAGCGACGCGUCGAUCCGGCGGCGGCAGCUGGAGCGGCAGAAGCUGCAGGAGCUGGAGCUGCAGCGCGAGGAGCAGAAGCGGCGCGAGAAGGAGGCCGAGGCGCGGCGGCGGGACGAGGAGCGGAAGCAGAAGGAGCUGGAGGAGCAGGAGCGCGCCCCGCCGGCGCGAGGAGAAGCUGCGGCGCCGGGAGCAGCGGCAGCGGGGAGCGCGCGUCCCGCCGCAGCCGGCGUCGGGCGGCGCGGGCGGCGCAGGAGGAGCAGCGGCGGCUGCAGGCCCGGGUGCGGCUGGAGGAGCGGAAGCUGCUGCUGGCCCAGCGCACGCUGCAGGCCAUCCGCCUGGUGGCCGAGCUGCUGGCGCGCGCCAAGGCGGCCCGGCUGCGGGCAGCGGCAGGAGGAGCGGCGCCGGCUGCAGGAGGCCGAGCUGCGGCGCGUGGAGCGCGAGAAGGAGCGGGCGCUGGGGCUGCAGCGGCGCGAGCGGGAACUGCGGCAGCGGCUGCUCGCCCUGCUGCUGGGCCGCGGCGGCGGGGGGGGGGGCCCGCGACCCCCGGACACCCCGGCGCCGCCCGCGACCCCGGCGACGCCCCCGACCCCCGGCGGCGCCGACCCCGACCCCGACGGCGCCGCCGCCUCGGCCCCCGCGGCCGCCGCCAUGACGGACGACCUGCUGCGGCCCGUGCUCGACAUCCUGCACCACGUCACCCGGGCCGGGCGCGCCGCCCCGCGGGCGACCCCGGAGGACCCCGCGGAUGACCCCGCCGCGGCGCCGCCCCCGCCCGCCGCGGCGACGUCCCCGCCCCGCGACCCCCCGCGCCGGAGUCCGCGCGGCCCCGGCGACGGGCUCGAGGACACCGGGGCCGACGGUGAUGGCGGCGAUGGCGGCGACCGUGGCGGCGACGGCGACCGGGAGGCCCCACCGCCGCCGCGGGCACCGCCGCCGCGAGAAGGAGCGCGGGCGCGAGGGCCGGCGCAGCCGCCACCGCCGGGGCGACCCCUCGCGCUCCCGGUCCCGCUCCCCGCGGCACCGCGGCGGCGCCUGGAGCCGGUGACGGGCGAGUCGGUCCCCCCCCCCCCCCCCCCCCCCCGGAGCCGCCACCGCAAAGCAUGCUGGGACGCCGCCGCCCCCCCCGAAGCCCCGCCCUCCGACCCCCGACCCCGUGGACCCGCGUGA
Molecule: messenger RNA, 1434 nt
Organism: Peromyscus californicus insignis
Lineage: Eukaryota; Metazoa; Chordata; Mammalia; Rodentia; Cricetidae
Gene: Akap17a
Product: A-kinase anchoring protein 17A
Exons: 4
Coding region: 1-1434 (477 amino acids)
Biological process (GO): regulation of RNA splicing
Cellular component (GO): nuclear speck; cytosol
Molecular function (GO): protein kinase A binding; RNA binding
Source: RefSeq, a predicted model, not a curated record